Daphnia pulicaria is the source of this 1960-nucleotide messenger RNA. Its product is annotated as solute carrier family 46 member 3-like. The transcript is spliced from 7 exons. Gene Ontology annotation, biological process: transmembrane transport. Gene Ontology annotation, molecular function: transmembrane transporter activity. The record is from RefSeq and is a predicted model, not a curated record. Lineage: Eukaryota; Metazoa; Arthropoda; Branchiopoda; Diplostraca; Daphniidae. Bases 232 to 1734 code for a protein of 500 amino acids. Gene Ontology annotation, cellular component: membrane.
AGUACAGACUUUCCUCCCAACGAGAGAUGUGUCAACUACGGAAGCAGCCGACGGCUUUGUUUUUGUUGUGGUUUCGUUUCUGUGUGGGUUGAAGAAAAAUGACGUAGUUGUACAUAAUUCACUGAUUUCGUAAGCUUUGUUUGCCUACGAGAGCUCAAGGCUUGCUCUGAAGCUUUUUUGUUUCAUUAUGCACCAAUAAAAGUUACCGUUAAGUGUGAAGAUUCAGAGAAAAUGAUGGACGACGAGCAUGGUUUAAUCGAGGACCGGAAUAAAAGCAAGUUUAGAAUUACAGUUGAACCUGUUGGAUUUUUAUUCGUCGUCGCCUCCAUCAUUCAAGCUAUCGUGAUUCAAAAUUUGUACCUCAACAAAACUUGUGUUGUGAAUUUUCAGCUCAAUUUAACUGAUUGUAGCACUCAUAAUCAUACCGUUGAAAGUGAUUCUGAUCACGCAACAGAAAUCCAAAAAUAUGUCAGCAACCUAAACAUUUAUGGUUCUCUCAUUGAAAAUGUACCAUCCAUAAUAAUGGUUUUGUUUCUCGGACCGUGGAGCGAAAGAAAUGGAAGAAAACUGCCCAUGAUUAUUCCACUCAUAGGCCACAUAUGUUCCGUUUCCAUGUACAUAUUAAACUACUAUUUCACAUCAUGGCCAGCAGAAUACAUAUUGUUUGCAAGUAUACCAUUAGGCUUGUGUGGAGGAACUGCCACUUUGUUGAUGGCAUUAAACAGUUACAUUGCCGACAUCACUACCUCGCAUACCAGGACAUCACGCAUUUCAAUUUUGUACGGCUGUAUGGCGAUUUCGUUCCCAGUGGCCAACUUCGUCAGUAUUUACAUUUACACUUAUGGCGGUUUUUUCGCAAUUUGGGGAACGUCUUUGGGAUUGGGUGUAACCACCCUUUGUUACAUCAUCUUUUUCAUCAAAGACUCACGCGGGCACGAAUCAGCAGAAAACCAAAUAGGAAAUAUUUAUUCACCCGUUGUUGACUACAGCCAAGAAAGCGAAGAAUUUUCUAAUUCAGGCACCACCGGUUGCCGUUGUGAUUCGGUUGCCUUUAACCUAUGGGAAUGUUUCGCUGUGACAUUUCAGCCACGCAACGGAUACAAAAGAGCCUGUUUAUCCAUUCUUUUGGCCGCAAUGUGUGUUUUUGUUUACCAAAUACCAGGAUCCGUUACGUACCUCUACGCCAGAAAGCUAUUUGAUUGGGAUCAACCACAGUUUGCCUUGUUUUCAACCAUUUCUAGCUUGACAGCUGUUAUCGGAAGCCUUAUUUUUCUGCCUCUCCUGAGUUCCUAUUUCGAAGUUCGUGAUGUCGUCAUUGGUAUUUUUGCUAUUUUGGGAAAUAUAGCAGGUAAUUUGACGAUUGCCUUUGCCGUAUCUCCUUUGAUGCUCUAUUUGGCCUCUUUUGGGUUCGUGUUGACUGCUAGCAUCGGAGUGGUGAUUCGUUCGAUGCUUUCCAAGCUCGUGCUCAGUGAUGAAUUGAGCCACGUCUACUCGGUGUUGGCCUCUUUGGAGUCCUUGGUGCCUUUAGUUUCGACUUUCACUUAUAAUUUGAUUUAUAAAGCGACUAUCGAAUUCUUUCCCGGUUGUGUUUUCGUCGUUUUCAGCGGCUUCCUCGUCGUACUUUUAAUACUGCUCUUGGUUGUCUUGCUGCUGCAAUGGAAGGAAAAGAACGAUCCGGUGCUUUAUAGCAGUCCAGAAAAUCCCAGUAUAAAUGAAGCGGAUCAAACUUCCUAAACUUCAUCCGUCUUCGUCCACAUAGCCUAAUAACUCUAGUUGGAUUUAAUAUAUAUUUUGGAUGACUUACAUAUCUACUCACUAUCCAGUGAUAUCUUGUAGAAACAAGGUACUAGUAAAAUUUAUAUUUAAAAAUAUUGAAAGUUCAAAAUUUGGUGAACUAUAAAUUGUGUAUACAUUUACAUUAUUAUCAUCACACUUUCAAUAAAUUUGUUUCGAUGCGGAA